UUCCCUUCUUCUCUUCCUCCCUCCGGAAACGUGAGUGGCAAUUCGAAGGUUCCGGUCAGUAAAACUGGAGUAAAUAGGGGGCGCACUUAGUAUAUACUAGGCGUUUCUCGGGCGGGCGAUUUCCUGCUGGUACCGAGGCUUCGCGUCUCUCUAAGGCUGUGUCUAAGGACUAACCACUUCGCCCAGUGACUGGAAAGCCGGCUUACCCAAGGAUAUCAUCCACUUUUCUGCUGCAAAAUAAGAGUUAAUAGAGAAGGGAUAACUCCACUGUCCCCACUUUACACAUGGAGCAUUGGAGCAGUCGGAAGUCAAAGCCUUUCAAAUUACCUCAAGAAACAGGAAUUUAUUACCGCAUACUCACCUCCCACCCCCAGGGGCCAAGGCGUACAUUUCUCACCAAGGCAGUUUCCCUGUCAGUUUCUAGGUAUUGACAUCUCUAGAUAUCUGGAGCCCUAGAUGUUUAGUUCCCAGCUCGCACUGGCGGGCUCUUGAGGCGGGGUGGGGGUGGGGGGAUUGGAUAGGAGGAGGGAAGCUGCAUAUCCAACUCCUUAAGUGCCUCCACUGUGUCGGAGAGGCUGGCCCUCCUAAAGGCUCUGGACCUUGGCCCUUAAUCAUAAGGUCCCUUUAAAUACUUAGUCCCUUACCUGAGUCCCGCCCAAGGCAGGUAAUCACAAACCCCGCCCCUCUGGCCAGAAACCUGGAUUGUGCGGACUAUAGGGAGCAAGGCACCCCUCCUUCCUCUCCCCUCCCCUCUCCCCAGCCCCUCUUCACAGCUGGCCGCAGCUGGCCCAGGAGGCCCCUAUUAAGAAGGAGGGGACACUGUUCACAAGUCUGGGCAGGCCCUGAGGUGUUUGUCGUCUAACUACCCACACCUGGUUCCUAGCGUCCACAAAAUAUGAGGGGCCACCCCUCUGUGCUGCUGCUAUACCUGGGAUUAACCACCUGCCUGGACACCUCACCCAGCGGGAAGCACGACCAAGGCCCAGAAGUCUUCCUGGACUCUCCAGAGGCCCAGAGCUUCCUGGGCAGCCGUAGCCGGAUUCCGCGAGCCAAUCACUGGGACCUGGAGCUGCUCACCCCUGGGAACCUGGAACGUGAGUGUUGGGAGGAGCGCUUUUGGGAGAAUUACAUCUACAACGGCAAAGGAGGGCAUGGACGGGUUGAUGUUGCAGGCCUGGCUGUGGGGCUGACAUCCGGCAUCCUGCUCAUCGUCCUGACUGGCCUGGGGGCCUUUUGGUAUUUGCACUGCCGUCUUCAGGGCCGAGGCCAGCAGCCCAGUCCUCAAGACCCUUGGCCCACAGGAGGAACUCGAUAUUUGCUGCCUGGCUGUCUUUGCAGUGCCAGGUUCAUGUGUGAUUAUCAUCCUGUGGAUACUGUAUCUGGUGAGGCUGCAGCCUGUGGUCUGUGGGUGUUUGUGGGUGUCUGUGGUAUGUAUUUCCGUGUUGACAAGGUAUAGCUGUGUUUGCGUGUGCGCGUGCCUGUGUGAGUUGUCUAGGUGUGUCUUUCUCAGUGGCAGGGUCUAAGAGAGGGCUUUAGCAACAGUCUUGAAGGAACGUGGGUCUUUUUU
This is a messenger RNA of Phacochoerus africanus (Common warthog), 1567 nucleotides long. It is a transcript of the gene PRRG2, whose product is annotated as proline rich and Gla domain 2. Gene Ontology annotation, molecular function: calcium ion binding. Gene Ontology annotation, cellular component: extracellular region. Lineage: Eukaryota; Metazoa; Chordata; Mammalia; Artiodactyla; Suidae. The transcript has 6 exons. Bases 896 to 1456 code for a protein of 186 amino acids. The record is from RefSeq and is a predicted model, not a curated record.